This is a messenger RNA of Peromyscus leucopus (white-footed mouse), 2550 nucleotides long. It is a transcript of the gene Ccdc148, whose product is annotated as coiled-coil domain containing 148. The coding region runs from base 616 to 2451 and encodes 611 amino acids. NCBI's taxonomy places the organism in Eukaryota, Metazoa, Chordata, Mammalia, Rodentia, Cricetidae. The transcript has 14 exons. The record is from RefSeq and is a predicted model, not a curated record.
AAAGGUUGGGAACCUGGCUGGGACACGUCCACGUUCUCCACACUAUCGCAGUUCAUUCUUCAACGGAUGUGUUUCUUUCCAGGAAUUCAAGACACACGCCCCUCCCUCACUACCAAGUAUUUAUCAGUUGGGGCAAUGACAUGAAGGAGGAUUGGGGGGGGGGAGAGUAGGGGUGACCAAGAAUAAGAAUGGCACAGAGGAGGGCCUAGGAAGAAGGGUUAGUCAGUAAAGCGCUUCCACACAAGUCCGGGGACCCAGUUAGAUCCCUAGUUCUUUAGCAAAGCUUGGUCCGGUUGUGUGUGCUUGAUCUCAGUACGGGAAGGCAGAGACAGGCUGAUCAGGGGUUGCCAGGCUCCCAGGGGAGACCCUGUUUUGAAAACCAUGGAGGUUGGCCCUGGAGAAAUGGCACCGGAUGUUGACCUCUUGCCACCACUUGCACACACACGUGCACGUGCACGCCCAUGUGUGCACCCUCGCUAGGUGCACACAGAGAUGAGUGGCACAGAAAAAUACUCUGGAAUAUAGAGUUCUGACAGCCACUCCCGGCUCUCACUUUUGAAAUGAAUUAAGUCAACACAUCCUUAAAAUAUGAGAAAAUCAGUCUGUGAUGUUUAAAUGGUCUCUUGUUCUUUGACAGCUACAGAAAACAUGAAUAAAAGAGAUUGGCCAUUCAUGAUGAUUCAGAGAAAUGACAUCUCAGCAGAUAACCUGGCGCUCCAUAUGAAAGAUGGGAUGAGAAACUUCAGGUAUAAGCCAGCAGACUACCAACAGUUACGUGCGUUAACCAAAGCCAGGAAGUUAGCGUCUGCUUCCGCAGAGCAGAAGAUCAGAAAAGCCGUGGAGACUUCCAAGGCAGCGAAAGAACAAAUGUUGAUCAAACAGCACAAACAAGUGUGGUGGCGGGAACAGGAGCGGCUGAACGGACUCAGAUGUAAAUUGGAGUCUGAAAUAAAAUCUUGUCUCAGUGAGGAGAGCAUUGGAAAUGAAUGUUUUUGUGAGCUUAUGAAUUUUGAGCAGGAGCUGUCAGAACAAUGGUGCACAUAUCUUAAAGCUGCGAUCAACCCUAUUCAUCAACUGAGAGCAAACCUGAGGAGACAGCGCCACACUUCCCAGCAUGCACCCUGCUGUAAGGGGUCUAAUUCAGCAGUGGUUCUCGAAGAGGUUGACUUUGUCAAGAAACAAUCCAAGGCUCUCUUUGCAAGACUUGAUCAGGAGCGACAGGAAAUAGAAAAAGACCUUUCAGACUGGAGUGUGAAGUUACUAGAUUAUUCUUCAGAAGAAAAGGCUAACCUGCUCAGUGAACAGCCCACGGAGUUAGAGACUUUGGAGUGCCCAUACCCUGAUCUGAAAUCGUCCAUCCUUACUGAGUUCUCAAACUUUACAGAGAAAUAUCAAAAGAAACUUAAAGACGUUGAUCUGCAAUUAGAAGACAUACGCAGAAACUUUCAACUAAGUGAAGAAGAGCAGAGGAUUUACCAGGCUGUCUUAGAGCAGUACCCUGGAAAUCUCCUUGGCAGAAGGACUCUUUACUUGGACAUGUUACAAAGAUAUUUUCCUCACAAACCUAGGCAUCAUUUGGUAGAACAUGAGAAAUACUCUGACCAGUAUCACUUUGCUGGAGAGCAGAGAAGAAUCCUGAUAGACAAUUGGGAAAAGAGUAGGAAAGACUUUAUACAGAAAGCCAUGUUGACCCUCCUUGAGGCCUGUGCAGCCCAUGAAGUGGAGAGCAUGCUGGCCAAGGACAGGAAGAGGCAGCAGGAACUGUGUGCUGAUCUGAAAGCCAAGGUUUCUCAAUGGCGAGCCCAUCAGGAAGAGCUAGCAAGACUGGAAAUGGAAAUUUCAGUCAGAAGAAGAGAAAGGGAAGAGGAGAAAGAGAAACUAUGGAAAAAGAAGGAAUUGCUACAAAGGGAAGAGGCAAAGAUAAAGAUAAGGAAAUACUGGGCUAAGAAACAGCAGAAGUGGCAAGACAUGGAAAUGAGAGACCUCCAGCGUCUAGAGGAGCUGAAGACAUUAAUGGCUGAACAGUCCGUGAAAGACAGAGAAAGGGUUAAAUACAGACAAGAAUUGCUGGAGAAGCGUUUGAUGGAGAGAAAAAACAUGGCCCUUCAAGAAGUUCAGGAAGAAGAAGAGAGAGAGAGGCGGCUGGAAGCCCUUCGAAAACAGGUUGCUGUUGUUGUUCAAUCUGAUCCAGUCAGAAUGAUGUCAGAUACCAUGGCAUGGAAAGCUAGGACAGGCACUGAACGUGAAGAUGAAUUUAUCCUGCAAAAGCCACUUUUUACACUGACCACAUACAAUGAGCAGCAGAUAACUUCCGAUCCUAGACUUCGAUUUGAGUUAGCGCUUCGAGAAGCUGGACUCCAUAAGACACUGUACGCCAAAGAGAUGCUACCAAAAAUCAGUCCCCAGAAGCCUCCAAGGAAGGACACAGAGUCUACUGUAUUCAAACUCUAGAGGGCAUGCGCAAACAUUAUAUGGACAUGGAUAAUGAUUAUCACCACGUCUCAAUGUUUAAAACCCACCAGACACAUAAAUCAUAGCAUUUAUAAACAA